Messenger RNA from Kickxella alabastrina, 1222 nucleotides. RefSeq lists its product as uncharacterized. The coding region runs from base 99 to 1118 and encodes 339 amino acids. The transcript has 3 exons. Lineage: Eukaryota; Fungi; Kickxellomycota; Kickxellomycetes; Kickxellales; Kickxellaceae. The record is from RefSeq and is a predicted model, not a curated record.
UUUCUUUUUCCGCAAUAUUCAUUAUUAAAAAUUUCUUACAUUUUCCUUUUCUCUCUCUUUCUCUUUCCAUUUUUAUUUUUAUUUUCUUCAAUUUAAUCAUGUCUCUUGCAGCAGGCGCCAACGCGCUGCAAACCACAGCGGCCAACACCCUGAUGAGCAAGAACCCGCUCCUACAAUUACUCUGCACCGGCGCCGUUCUCACCAGCGAAAUCACCUACGCCAUUCUCAGCAAAUUUGACCCCUCCAAAAACAAGCAACAGAAUGAGCAAAAAAUUGCAAUAAUCACCGGAGCCAACUCUGGAAUCGGCUACGAGACAGCCAAGGCACUGGGGAGGGCCGGGUACCACGUAAUAAUGGCAUGCCGUAACCUUGAGUAUGCGGCGGAGGCGAAGGCCAGGUUAAUCAGACAGACGGGGCUGGAGGAUAGUCGGUUUGAGAUCAUGCAGGUGGACCUGGCGUCAUUGAGUUCCGUGCAGGGUUUUGUCAAAGAGUUUAAGAGGCGCAAGGUGGCGUUAGAUAUCCUGGUGUGUAAUGCUGGGGUUAUGGCGUGUCCGCUUGGGUAUACCCAGGAUCAAGUGGAGAUGCAGUUUGGGACCAACCACCUGGGUCAUUUUGCGCUCACUACAGGGGUGCUUGACCAACUGAAGGAUGCUUCGGAUGGCGCUCGGGUUGUUAUUGUUUCCUCGAUGGGCUCCUUUAUGACUGCCGAAAUCUCAUACGAAUCCAUUGAGCAACCGGCGCAGUAUAGCCGCACGGUAAACUAUGGGAUAUCGAAACUGGCAAAUAUGACUUUUGCCGCGACCUUGGCGCGCAAGCUUGAAGGGUCUGGGGUUUCGGUUAAUUCGCUGCAUCCAGGUACGGUGGUCACCCCGCUGUAUCGGCAUGUGAGUGGGACGGUUGGGGUUAUGAAAAUGAUGGAGUCUGCGGUUAUGCUUGAUGAGGUUGCUGGGGCGGUUACGUCGGUUAUGCUGGCCCUGGGGGAUGGUGUUGGCAGUGGAAAGUUUUAUAAUAGGGGGCUAAUUAUGGAGAUGCAUCCGAGGGCGAGGGAUGUGCGCGAGCAGGAUAAGCUUUGGGAGUACUCGGAGAAGUUGGUUGCCGAAAAAUCCACAAAAAGAUAAUUUAAUAAUUUAAUAAAUGCUAGUGGUUCCGUUUUUAUUUUUGGCUUUAUCUAUUUUUAGUUAUUUUAUUUUACAAUAAACGAAUUUCUUUUUGAGAUUUUGAA